Messenger RNA from Nyctereutes procyonoides (raccoon dog), 4908 nucleotides. Its product is annotated as signal transducer and activator of transcription 5B. NCBI's taxonomy places the organism in Eukaryota, Metazoa, Chordata, Mammalia, Carnivora, Canidae. The coding region runs from base 141 to 2504 and encodes 787 amino acids. The record is from RefSeq and is a predicted model, not a curated record. Gene Ontology annotation, molecular function: DNA-binding transcription factor activity, RNA polymerase II-specific; RNA polymerase II cis-regulatory region sequence-specific DNA binding. The transcript has 19 exons. Gene Ontology annotation, biological process: growth hormone receptor signaling pathway via JAK-STAT; regulation of transcription by RNA polymerase II; defense response.
GCCGUCACCCCGGGCGGGGCCCCUGCGCAGGCGGCUACGCGCGGCGGCCCGGCCGAAGGAAGGAGCGAGCGAGCGGGCGGGCGGGCGGGCGGCGGCGGCGGCGGCGGCUGGCGCCCGGAGGGCCGACGAGAUUGUAAACCAUGGCUGUGUGGAUACAAGCCCAGCAGCUCCAAGGCGAUGCCCUUCAUCAGAUGCAAGCAUUAUAUGGUCAGCAUUUCCCCAUUGAGGUGCGACAUUAUUUAUCCCAGUGGAUUGAAAGCCAAGCUUGGGACUCAAUAGAUCUUGAUAAUCCACAGGAGAACAUUAAAGCCACCCAGCUCCUGGAGGGUCUGGUGCAGGAGCUGCAGAAGAAGGCAGAGCACCAAGUCGGGGAAGAUGGGUUCUUAUUGAAGAUCAAGCUGGGGCACUAUGCCUCGCAGCUCCAGAACACAUAUGACCGCUGCCCCAUGGAGCUGGUCCGCUGCAUCCGACAUAUUCUGUACAAUGAACAGAGGCUGGUGCGAGAAGCCAACAAUGGCACUUCUCCAGUUGGAAGUCUUGCUGAUACCAUGUCCCAGAAACACCUCCAGAUCAACCAGACAUUUGAGGAGUUGAGACUGGUCACACAGGACACAGAGAAUGAACUGAAGAAGCUGCAGCAGACUCAAGAGUACUUCAUCAUCCAGUAUCAGGAGAGCUUGAGGAUCCAGGCUCAGUUUUCCCAGCUGGCGCAGCUGAAUCCCCAGGAGCGCCUGAGCCGGGAGACGGCCCUCCAGCAGAAGCAAGUGUCCCUGGAGGCCUGGCUGCAGCGUGAGGCCCAGACGCUGCAGCAGUACCGCGUGGAGCUGGCCGAGAAGCACCAGAAGACCCUGCAGCUGCUGCGGAAGCAGCAGACCAUCAUCCUGGAUGAUGAACUGAUCCAGUGGAAGCGGCGGCAGCAGCUGGCAGGGAACGGAGGGCCCCCCGAGGGCAGCCUGGACGUGCUACAGUCCUGGUGUGAGAAGUUGGCCGAGAUCAUCUGGCAGAACCGGCAGCAGAUCCGCAGAGCUGAGCACCUCUGCCAGCAGCUGCCCAUCCCCGGCCCAGUGGAGGAGAUGCUGGCCGAGGUCAAUGCCACCAUCACAGACAUCAUCUCAGCCCUGGUGACCAGCACAUUCAUUAUUGAGAAGCAGCCCCCUCAGGUCCUGAAGACCCAGACCAAGUUUGCAGCGACAGUGCGUCUGCUGGUGGGUGGGAAGCUGAACGUACACAUGAACCCCCCCCAGGUGAAGGCCACCAUCAUCAGCGAGCAGCAGGCCAAGUCGCUGCUCAAGAACGAGAACACUCGCAAUGACUACAGUGGAGAGAUCCUGAACAACUGCUGUGUGAUGGAGUAUCAUCAAGCCACGGGCACUCUCAGCGCGCACUUCAGAAACAUGUCCCUGAAACGAAUUAAGAGGUCUGAUCGUCGUGGAGCAGAGUCAGUAACAGAAGAAAAAUUUACAAUCCUGUUUGAAUCACAGUUCAGUGUUGGUGGAAAUGAGCUGGUUUUUCAAGUCAAGACCCUGUCCCUCCCGGUUGUGGUGAUCGUCCAUGGCAGCCAGGAUAAUAAUGCAACAGCCACCGUUCUCUGGGACAAUGCUUUUGCAGAGCCUGGCAGAGUGCCAUUUGCCGUGCCUGACAAAGUGCUGUGGCCACAGCUGUGUGAGGCGCUCAACAUGAAAUUCAAGGCUGAAGUGCAGAGUAACCGGGGCCUGACCAAGGAGAACCUCGUGUUCCUGGCACAGAAACUGUUCAACAGCAGCAGCAGCCACCUUGAAGACUAUAACGGCAUGUCGGUGUCCUGGUCCCAGUUCAACAGGGAGAAUUUACCAGGACGAAAUUACACGUUCUGGCAGUGGUUCGAUGGUGUGAUGGAAGUGUUAAAAAAGCAUCUCAAGCCUCAUUGGAAUGAUGGGGCUAUUUUGGGUUUCGUGAACAAGCAACAGGCCCAUGACCUACUCAUUAACAAGCCUGAUGGGACUUUCCUGCUGAGAUUCAGCGACUCUGAAAUUGGCGGCAUCACCAUUGCUUGGAAGUUUGAUUCUCAGGAAAGAAUGUUUUGGAACCUGAUGCCUUUUACCACCAGAGACUUCUCCAUCCGGUCCCUGGCUGACCGCUUGGGAGACCUGAAUUAUCUUAUCUAUGUGUUUCCUGAUCGGCCAAAAGACGAAGUGUACUCCAAAUAUUACACACCAGUCCCAUGCGAGCCUGCCACUGCUAAAGCAGUAGACGGAUACGUGAAGCCACAGAUCAAGCAGGUGGUCCCUGAGUUUGUGAGCGCGUCUACAGAUUCUGCUGGGGCCAGCGCCACCUACAUGGACCAGGCCCCCUCCCCGGCUGUGUGCCCCCAGGCUCAUUAUAACAUGUACCCACAGAACCCUGACCCUGUCCUUGACAACGAUGGGGAGUUUGAUCUGGACGACACGAUGGAUGUGGCACGGCGUGUGGAGGAGCUCUUAGGCCGACCUAUGGACAGUCAGUGGAUCCCUCACGCACAGUCGUGACCCCGCAUCUCCACCUGCAGCUUUUCUGUCCUCGCCAGAGGAGUUACUCUUGUGGAUGUUUUAAUUCCAUGAAUCGCGUCUCUUUGGAAACAAUACUCAUAAUGUGAAGUGUUAAUACUAGUUGUGACUUUAGUGUUUCUGUGCAUGGUGGCACCAGUGAAGGGAGUGUGUGCGAAUGUGUGAGUGUAUGUGCGCGUGCGUGCGUGAGUUUGCACGUUGGGCUGUUUCUCCCCCUUGCUGUGCAGAGUGUAGUUGCAGCAUUGGGGCCACAAACAGAGGCUGUGGUUGUUUUAACCUUGUGCAAAAAGGCAAUAGUUCUGUGAACCCUGGAACUUAGCCAUGUGUCUGUUGGAGUAAGAGAAGGACAAAGGGAGGAGAAAGCACCUCUUCUCCGGUGAGAUUUGUCACUGUGUCUGCCAAGCAAUUGAUAUAUAACCAUGAUUGUCUCUGCUUUCCUUUGAAAUGUAGAAACUGCCUUUUGAAAAAGAAAGCCUCCCGCCCGUCUUUCCCUGUCCCCCACCCCUGUUUUCCUGAGUAGGGAUGGGCAAAGGGGAAACACACCAUGAUUGUUGGGACAAGGGAAGUCAUGGGUUGUCUGAUGGGUAGUGGCUUUUUAAAUAAUGCUUAUAGCCCAUCUACAUGUUCUCUCCCUUGCCCUCCUUCCUUCCCCUCUGUGAAAUUGCCACUCAGUCCUGUGUUUGUAUACACGCACAGACACAUUUGAUGAACCAGGGGAAAGAGGGUCACAUAACCGCAGCUUACAGUGUUGAUGUCCUUUGUGUCGUGGCCAGAGUGGAAGGAAAGUCGGCUUGCUACCCAGAGCAGCUGCCCCCCGCCAUCCCCGGUCUGCCCGUCCUUCCACCCAAGUGCAGCUACCCCAAGGCUUAUUGAUAAUGGCUGUUUGCACAUGGUGGUGUUAUGUUUCUAAAUUGGGACUUCUUGUUUUCCUCUUCCCACCCUCAUCUGACAUCACAGUUCUUUUGACCUGUGGCGGGUUCUGUGGCAUUCGUACCCAGGUCACCUCGUUUCCCUUCACUGUUCACACAGGCUGUCUUGGGGAGGGGGUGGUAGGAAUGCAGCCUGAACCUGGGGCCGGUGUGUUCUGCGCUGUUGCCCACUUGGUACGGGCUGCUGGGUGUCGCGCGUUGGUAAUUUGGGAAAUGCAGUCAGUGGAUUUCCUAGGAAGUUUGGUAAGCUGCAAAAACAAAACAGCUUCAGUACAACGUUGUACACAGUUUCUUCCGUAGUUUUACAUCAAAUGGAAGGAAUGGGCUAUGGCAGUCAGGUGGGAAGAGGGGAAAGCAGAUGUAGCUUUUGGGGUAGGCCUACAAGGUCACUCACCCCUGGCCCCCCUCUCCAAAAGAAGGAAUGGCCCUAAAAACCUUAUUUUUAUACAUGUGAGUAAAUAAACAUAUUUUUUUUACAAAAAUGACUUCUGAAUUUAUCAGUGUUUUGAUGUUAAAGGAAAAUAUUCCUCUGUAGUAAAUUAUUUAUUGGAAGAUGACUUUUUAAAAGCUGCUGUUUGUCCUGGCUUGGUUUCAUACACUGAUUUAUUUUUCUAUGCCAGGCAGUAGAAGCUCUGUGCCUCUGAGGAGCAGGCCGACCCCUCCAUGACACCAGCAUUGACACAUGAUGCGGCUAAGCCCUUUACACACCCAAGAUUUAAUUAAAAUUCCAACCGUGAGGCUGAGAGUGUUGGGGAAAAGGGGAAAGGAAGCCUGACUGCUCUGGGACCCAGUCUUAAAGAGCCCUUACCUGCCUGUCACUCAGGCUUCACCGACACUCACCUCUGAAGCCCGGAGUUCCAGCAGCCCUGCCGCCCGGCCGCAUGGGGCAGGGACUGACUCGCUUCCAGACUGGUAGCACACCCAGCCCCAGGGAGUGCUGUUGGCACUGGGGGUGCUGGGACUAGCAAGUGUGGCUGCCCGGAGCACAGGUGUUCCGUGCUGGUACAGUUGCUGAGCUGUCCUCAGCUUUCCUUAGGCUGUGCCUAUAGAUGGGAGAGAUCUUUGACCGAAAGGUGUGCUCACUAUCUGCAUUGUAUUUUCUCUUUUCUCCCUGCUCCUGCAAACCACAAAAGAGGCAGUGACAAGUCUUGACCACCUCUGCCUCUCACUUGCUCACACACACACACACACACACACACACGUCAUCAAAACAUUUCAAUGUGUGGUAUGUGCAGGGUUUUGUAGGGGGUUGGGGAGACUAAAAGUGAAUAUAACUUAAAGUGGAAGUAUACUUUUUAUAAUUUUUCUUUUUAAAACUUUGUGAAAUUAUUUCAGAUACAUAUUUUAGUGUUGAGGCAGAUUAGUCUAUAGCCACCAAAAAAGUAUUGUGUAUAAUUUGGGGCAGUCACAAAAUUGUGUAUUUUAUGUUACAAUAAAGGCUUCCUCUGAAGGGACAA